UCUGCGGUACACUGUCGCUAAACAGGAGAAACGAUUACCUAAUCUAUAUAAACGGACAACGUCGGAGCGAACUGUUUAUUCUGUAGUCGACGCGUAUACCGAGCGUUUGAAUUUAGCGGUGUCCGAAAAAAUAUCAGUUUUGUUCGGGAUGAUUGGUGCACUGUUAACUAUAGUUGCUCUGGCAACCACAGCCCUCUCAGCUACAGUCCCACUCAAAACCACCGAGAAAAAACCGACAGAAAGCAGCGUAGAAACGUUUGACUCCUACUCAGUCAAAACCUUACCCUCCCAACUUCCUUUAACCAUCCAAUUACCCAACCAAGAACCCCCACUACCCUUUUACCCAUCCGAACCCUCUACAUACCUUAAAGCUCCAGAAUACUUCCCCAAUACCCCCACAGAUUUCUAUCAAAUACCCAUCCCUUCAGACAUCCUUACCGCACCUUUAGAGUCAAGCAUUUGGAACCCUGAGAACGAUCCUACAUUGUACUACGAACUGCCUUCUUCGAUUACCAAGGAGGAUCUUCCUACUGGACUCUAUCCGAAGAAGUUUAACCAAGACAUCCACUUCAAAAACAAACCUUUGAGUACCAUUCCCAAAAAAGAAAUAAUUCUGGAACCAAUAAACCAGAAACAAUACAACUUGAAGCAGAAAGAACUUUACAAAGCGGUAGACAAACUCAGCAAAAAAGAAAACCAGAAGAAGCUAGAAGAAAGCAAGGCCAAACAGGCAAUUCAGAUUUGAAGAGCGAGACAGAGAUGGAGUAGUUAAGGGUCAAUUCGGCUAUUAUGACAAAGACGGUAAAUUUAGGAUGACCAACUACAACGCGCAUCCAACGCUUGGUUUCCACCAAGAAGCAGCUCCAGAGAGUGACGACAACAAAUAAUACUCAAAAACGUUUUUCAAAAUUU
Molecule: messenger RNA, 912 nt
Organism: Sitophilus oryzae (rice weevil)
Lineage: Eukaryota; Metazoa; Arthropoda; Insecta; Coleoptera; Curculionidae
Exons: 3
Coding region: 149-745 (198 amino acids)
Source: RefSeq, a predicted model, not a curated record